Molecule: messenger RNA, 1261 nt
Organism: Bufo bufo (common toad)
Lineage: Eukaryota; Metazoa; Chordata; Amphibia; Anura; Bufonidae
Gene: PHF24
Product: PHD finger protein 24
Exons: 7
Coding region: 1-1230 (409 amino acids)
Molecular function (GO): calcium ion binding
Source: RefSeq, a predicted model, not a curated record
AUGGGUGUGCUAAUGUCCAAGAGACAGACCGUGGAGCAGGUACAAAAGGUCAGCAUUGCUGUCUCCGCAUUCAAGGAUGGACUGAAAGACAAACCACCCAAUAAGAGGAAAUCUGAAGGCUGCAUCAGGAAAGGGAGUAAAGGAGAUGUGCUGGACCAAGUGUUGGAAGAAGAGAAAGAUGCCAAUGAAUCUAACCCAGGUUCCCCCUGUCAAUCCCAACCCCGGCAGGAGAACCCAACAAAUCGGGCAGCCUGGGAAAGACUAAGAGAUGGGAAAGGGGUAGAACCUGAUGAGUUUUAUAAGUCCAAACGUUUUACCCCUCCUGCCUUUAUCAGACCAACUCGUGCUCUGAAUGAUGAUGAUCCUCCGGAAAUAAACCUGGACCAGAGGGAAGAGAUCACCAAUGAUGAGAUGUGUGAGAUCUGCGAGGUCUGGACAGCCGAAAGCCUCUAUCCAUGCAGGAUCUGCUCCCGGGUUUUCCAUGAUGGCUGCCUUCACCGUAUGGGAUACCUGCGCAGUGACAACGCCCUGGAGGUGACAGAAAUGGCUCACACAGAAACAGGCUGGAGCUGCUAUUAUUGUGACAAUCUGAACCUGUUGCUGACAGAGGAGGAGAUGUACAGCCUGAUGGAGACGUUCAGUCAAUGCAAAGUAAUCCCAGAAUGUACCCUUACCCUGGAUGACUUCCUCCAUUACAAGCAUCUGGUGAACCGGAGAACGCAGGAGAAGCAGUUGAGUGAUGAACUUGAGGAACAAGCCAGUCUACAGUUCUCCUCCAUGGAUCCUGAGAAGAAAGGGCAGAUAGACUGGGCUGAUUUCCUUUCCCAUGAGUCCAUCUGUCUACUGCAAAAGCUGCGCUCACAGAAUUCGCUGUUGAGGCUUUUAUCAGUAAAGGAGCGAGAGCGAGCUCGUGUCACGUUUCUGACUCUGGACCAGGAUAAUGAUGGCUUGAUUACAGGCAGUGAAUGCAGAAGGGCUCAGCAUGGUUGGUUCCGCAAACAAUCUAAAGAGGCCGCGUCGUGUAAUGUCAGUAUAAGCCAUGUUGGGCCCAUGUCUGAGAGCAGCCCGGCCAGCAGCACAAGUGGCAAGAGCCAAGAAAAGGUGCCACUGACCACAGACCCAGAUGAGAACAGACAGGUGAACUGGGAUUCCUUCUUGAAGGAGAAUGUUAUUUAUAUUCUUGCUGCUCGACCAAACAGUUCUGCUAUUCACCUGAAGCCAUCAGUCUAGACAAGCAGGAGCUCUUUCCCCAUCAACAGAA